AAAUAUAUUACUCAUACGCUCCCAUUAACCAAAGGGGAAAGAUGAGCAAGAGAGAGAGAGAGUGUGAUGGUACCUAAAAUUCCACCAGGGCAUUUCAUUCGUAUCGGACAAAUUCGUCGCGCCGGCGCCGUAUCUUUCCGUAUUUUUGGAAAACUUUUCCAAAUCAAACUAGAACCAUCUCCUGCUAAUUCAAUACUCAAAAUACAGUAACCGGGGGGUAAUUAGAGCCUUGCGACACAAACCAAAAUGAAUCACAUAGUAAUAUACCAGGAGAUUAGCAUGUAUUCGCGCAUGUGGCGCAAAAACUUUAAGGCAGAGCUAGAAGAGAUCGAGCUGGAAGUCUGAACGUGAAUGAGAGAGCGUCGUGCGAUUCCUCCAGACUUGCGUCAUAACUGGCGUCUGGUUCGGGCCCAAAAAAACAACGAAACACAAAACAUUUCAUUUUCACAUUUGGGUGCGAAUCAGUGGGCCUUUUUGUGUAUAAAUAAAAGGUUCUUUGCAACUGAUGAACACAGAACUACAGAGACAUUCGUCGAAGCAACAAACCUGCAAACCCAACAAAAAAAGGAUAACCUACAAUACUAAAAAUUAAUAUAAUUUAACAUGAAUUUGAUGGUAAGAUGGUCAAUAAACAUUACAAUAAAUUUUCUCUCAUUUUACGCCUCCAUUCAACAGAAUCUAUACACUUGGAUCUGCUUUCUGCUUACCAUCAUUAUUUGCAAAAUAUCACAGAGUUUGGCAAAGCCCACCUAUGCCUAUGAUUUGGAUAGUAGCUAUGAGACUUAUGACACGGAUCGCUAUGAUAACGGAGACAAUUCAUACUCACUGACCUACGGCAAGCCAUUGACAGAGGAUCGUCUAAAGAAACUUAACCCUGGAUACUAUUAUGUCGAUGAUGGCUAUAUUGCUCCAGUUUAUGGCAGUACAAGCACAAAUCAACGUCGUCAUGACCCGACAUAUUCCGAUGAUUCUACAUCUGGAUUGCCAAAUAAUGUGAGAUUUACUCCAAUUGUGCGCUACAAACAGACCCGCACCAAGCGCAAGAAGUUGUUUGUGCCCAACUUCUUUGGUUAAACCCUUGACCAUGGCUUGAUCUUUAAUUAGACCUGGGCUCGAUUUGGGGGCCUGAGAGUACAGACUGAUGAUGUUUGUUAUUGCCUAGUAUUAGUUUUGGUUGCUACACCAAAGAAGUACCUUAAUAUUUUAUAAUAAUUAUAUUAUAUAAAAAACUAAAUAUAUAUACAC
This is a messenger RNA of Drosophila willistoni, 1245 nucleotides long. RefSeq lists its product as uncharacterized. The transcript has a single exon. The coding region runs from base 604 to 1074 and encodes 156 amino acids. The record is from RefSeq and is a predicted model, not a curated record. NCBI's taxonomy places the organism in Eukaryota, Metazoa, Arthropoda, Insecta, Diptera, Drosophilidae.